Daucus carota subsp. sativus is the source of this 1173-nucleotide messenger RNA. RefSeq lists its product as uncharacterized. NCBI's taxonomy places the organism in Eukaryota, Viridiplantae, Streptophyta, Magnoliopsida, Apiales, Apiaceae. Bases 153 to 767 code for a protein of 204 amino acids. The record is from RefSeq and is a predicted model, not a curated record. The transcript has 2 exons.
ACGCAAUAAUAAGAAAAUCCAGAAAUACAAUAACGCUACAAAUUUAUUACCAAUCACAUACUUUCUCGUUUCUUCGUUUUUCCCAGGCUAGUCACCGUCUUCUAUAAAGCAUCUCGCCGGACCAACAAGCACGGUGGCGUCAGCGGCGGUGGAUGGCAAGAUCGAAUAAAUAUGCGUCCCUCAAUUUCAACGACAUCUACGACAAGAAAAACAACAACCCCACCAAAACCCUAAACAACAACACCACCACCGGCCCAAGCCCAUCUCUCAACAAAACCAAGAUCACUAAUUCCCGUAUCCAUGGCAACAUGCUUGUUCUGACCCGUCCCACACCAAAGCCCAUCUCAGCCCAAACCCAAGCCCACACACAGACGCCACCGCCUCAGCAGCCUAAAACUACAGCAGCGCCGGUGAACCCGGAUCCGACCCGAUUGGUGGAGAAUUCGGACUCUAUUUCUCUGCGGCCGCUUGGGAGCACAGGUGGAUCUGUUGGUGUUUCGAGGUUACCGUUACCUAGGGAUUCGUGCUUUGUAUCGGGGAAGGUUGAGAAGUUUGUGCCGCCGCAUCUGAGGCCGGGGUAUAUUUGUAAGGAGGAGAAGCCGGUGUCGCCGGGGAAGAGUAGGCAGAGGCAAUUGGGGGAGGAAGGGAGUAGGCCGAAAUCUGGUGGGGGUGGGGGGUAUGAUAGGAUGAAGAGAGGGAGUGCUGGUCCUGAUUUCGUGUUUCGUCCGGGUUCGAGUGGUUAUACCAGGCCUAAUUCCAGUGGAUGAUCGUCGUUGUAGGUUUCGGUUUCUUAAAGUUGAGCCCCAUUUCCAGGAACGAGGUUAUAAAAACUUGGUUUUGUGAAAUUGAUAUUUACUUUGAGCUGCUACAAUAUCAAUACCUGAAUUUUUAUUGAGGAACUUUAGUGUAGCUUUUACAUUCUGUGGAAGCGGAAAACUGACAGUUGGGUUGCUCUUUGCUCUACUACAAAAACCCCAGAUGACAAAUCAUUUGUUAAAGUGGUGUUAUAGAAGAGUACACUGUAGAGGAGCCUUAAAAUGCUCAAUGGAUGGGUUUGUUGGUUAUUGUAAGACAAAAAUAAUAAGGAACAAACAGUAUGUUGACAAAAUGUAUGAUCUUGAUUUUCUUAAUGUAUUGCUCACAAGUAUUACAAAUGGACUUAGUUUAGUGGUU